AUGCUCGUUCGUGGCGCCUUCACGCUAGGGAAGGCGGAAAACGCCUGCCAGUGGUACUACCGAAUUGGCUUCUUUGGCCUGCCUUGGCUGUGGGCCGUUCUCUGGCUGUUCUUCCGCCACUACGAGGACGAGAGCGAAUUGAUUCGCUGGUAUGUGGAGCGGGCGAGGCGUUACAGCAUAUUAGGUGGGGCGGUGUUCGUGAUCGUGUCCGUUGCCUUUCUCUUUGUCAUCCCACCGACGAGCCCGAUCUGGGUGAUUGCGCCCUUCCAGGACACCUUCCAGUGGGGAUACUUCGCAGUGAACGCGUCAGAGGUGGCAGGCGCGCAGAACACCAGCUCCAGUGGCUAA
Messenger RNA from Leishmania mexicana MHOM/GT/2001/U1103, 348 nucleotides. RefSeq lists its product as hypothetical. Bases 1 to 348 code for a protein of 115 amino acids. The transcript has a single exon. Gene Ontology annotation, cellular component: gamma-secretase complex. NCBI's taxonomy places the organism in Eukaryota, Euglenozoa, Kinetoplastea, Trypanosomatida, Trypanosomatidae. The record is from RefSeq and is a predicted model, not a curated record.